AAAUGUUGAUUUUAUCAGAACCUCUUGAAAAUGUUUUAAUCAAAUUUUCCAAUUUUCUAUCUAUUCUCUCUCAGUAACAACUUUUAUACUCAAAACAUCAAUAGCCAAUUUUUCAAAAAAUGUUGAAAUAACUUGAUAUGAAUAUUUUCAUAAAUAAAAUUAUAAAAUAUACAAUAUUUGGUGUGUCCUACGAUUUUUUAAGUAUCCCAAAACAUUUUAUAGAGAACUUUUAUGAAUAAUCUAUUUUCUAAUAAUAUCAAGUGUGCAGCGCGGCUCUUGAUCGAAAUUUAGGUUAUGUUUAUCUUUUGCGAGUUCUGCUUCUAAUAGUUCUAAUCCUGAUUAAUAAUUAUUUCUCUUAUCAAAUUCUAUCGAAAAUCACGGAUUCCUAGUCCUCAUAAUUUAUUACAAGUUUUUUCUCAAUUGUCAUAGAUUACUUACUUCCCAAUUAUCUAUUCAAUUUACCUGCUGUUUUAUUGUCUAGUUAUAUUAAAAUGAUUGUUUUGUUUUGAUCGCUUUUUCAAUUUGGCUCUAUUAAUCAAAGUUUUCUAAGAUUACAUCAUGAAAAGAUCGUUUGAAUUCAACAACAUUGUGGCUCCAGAAACUCACAGUAAAGUUCAAUUAGUGGAAAGAAAUGCAGAACCUUGUGGUUUGAAACUGAACAACGUAACGUCAGACAUUAGAGAUGUUUCUUUGGAGAUUGCGGCACUUUCUGGAGAACUUGCUAAGGCCGAUCAAUUAGCUCAAACAGUAGCAUUUGGCAAAUUGGAAAUGGUCGCUGAACAGCUGAAAUUUUUGAAGAGUCAGACUUACAGUGUUGUGGUGAAACUUCGUGAGGGCUUGAGCUUAAAUCAUGUCGCUUGCAAUUUCAAAAAGAUUCCAGGCAGCAUCUACCAUUUAUAUCAGAGGCCUUCCGGACAAAAGUACUUUUCAAUGCUCUCUCCAGAGGAAUGGAACGGAGCUGCGCCUCAUGAUUUCCUCGGAUCAUUCAGACUAGAGCAGGACAUGACGUGGACACCUGCAUCAGAAAUAGAAGCCAGGGACGCCUCUAGAGAGCCAAGUCUAAAAUUGCUAAAGGCGGCCAUUCUGUCCGAACCCAAUUGUGAUGCCAUUUGUGACAAAAUGGUUAUUGACUAACAAUAAGUAUGGAUUCUCAAAGGAUUUUCAAGUGGCCUUGUGCUCAAUAUUGUAUUUUAAAGUAGCUUAACUGUUUUAUAUCAAGGUCCGGUUGUACAGAAGCUUGUUGAAUUUUAAUCAUGAUUAAAUGCUAAUUGAAGAAUGUUAAGUGACACAUAACCUAUCUACAUUUGGACUGUUGUAUAAAUUAGAAUUGGAACCGUUCUGGGCUUAUAAGCCUGUGGUACUUUUCUGUAAGUUGUGCGAUUAUAAAUUAUUAAAUAAAUAAAUGGAUGAAUGCCACAAUAACCAAUCAGAGAAGACUUUAAGGGCCGGUUGAAUUCUAAUAGUGAUUAAUUUCACGAGAACCAAUCAGAAAAAGCUUUUUAAAAAAAAAGGCUUCUCUGAUUGGUUCUUGAGGCAUUUCACGAUUUAAAUUUAACAGGCUUUUGUGCAACCGAGCCUUAGUGUUUCAUAAAGGAGUUGGCAAUUUCGAUGGUCAAUAAAAACUUAUUUAAAUAAGAUUCAGAGCUGUAACUAGUCUUGUUUGAAAGGAAACCAUUUCAAGUUUUUACUCGAGAGUUUGUUAGAGAUAUGACGCGCCGUAACAAGUGCUAGGAGUAUUUACGUAAAAAUAAUAAUAAUAUCGAGUGACCUGGCUUGCUCAGAUCUGGUAUUCAGGUCGCAACUGAUCAAUUUCAGAGCCUCUGACAUGACCUAACGACUGCUUUUUAGAGAAGCCGGGACCGACGAGUUAACGUGUCCAUCCGAAACACGGGAGUGGCCCGGGAAACUAGUAUUUAAAAAUAGCUUCACUAAUCCCUUCUCUGAACCUGAAAGUUCUACAACCUUUUUCCCCAAGAGAAACAAAAUCACAGAGUUUGUUUACCUGGUUGUUUUGAGAUAGUUUUCGAUACCAAACAUCAACCAACAAUGAAUAGAUUGCCUCAUGCAAGAUGGAGCACCACAACACUAUCUGUAAUUCUUCAUUAGAUGCUACAAGAACCAAUUUAAUUUUAAGAUACAGUGAUAUGACAAUAUCACUGUCUUCCAAGCCCAGACCUAGUGGAGGCAUUCAUUUUUAACGUUGACACAUAAAUACAGGGUGUUUGGAAAAGAACUCCCUAGUUUUAAUGUGUCAUAGAAUCUGUAUAAAGUGAUAUAGAAUAUUCUAGUUUGUAGUAUUUGAUUCAGCAACUGUCCAAGUUUUGUCCCCCUGCAGUUGCAGACCCACCAACAAGAUGGCGCUCCUCCUCAUUACAAUAACCAUGUGCGCGUGGCUCGAGACACUUGCUUUCCGGGAAGGUGGAUAGGUAGAGAUGGCCCAAUUGCUUGGCCACCACGGAGCACGGACUUAGCCCCUCUGGACUCUCUCUUUUGGGGGCACAUAUAAAAUGUUGUAUACAGUGGAAAAAUCCGAGACAUAAACCAUUUACGGGAAAGAAUUGUCACGGCGGUUGGGACAGUUACACCUGAUAUGUUGGUAAAUACAUGGCGAGGACUUGAAUAUCGUCUCGACGAGUGCAGGGAUCCCAUAAGUGGAUCCCAUGUUGAAGUGUACUCAUGUGGAACAAAACUUGAAGAUUCUCUCUUUCAUUGUAUGUAUUUGUUGAUGUAGUUUUUCAUUAAUUUACACAUUAAAUUUAUACCUAAAACUAGGGAGUUAUUUUUCAAACACCCUGUACUGGCAGCUCUUUUUUAGGUGCAAUUUUACACUAUAACAAACUAUUCUAGUAAGAACUUGAUCUGUUUUCCUUUAAAACAAUACCUUUUACAGAUCUGUAUCUUAUCUAGAUAAAUUGUUAUAAAUCAUCUAAUCCUUUUUGAGGACACUCUAUAUUAUUAGACGAUCAUGAAUCAUAUUAUAUGAUGAAGUACCUGGAACUGGCCAUUCAAUCUUGUAUUUAUUUCAGGCUACUGUAUUUUUAGGGCGUGGAAAUAAUAUUUCUGUGUAACAGUCUACUUUAAUCAUGCUCUUGAACUAUUAUUUUUAUUGUAUGAACUAUGAAAUGAAUAUAAAUUGAAUUAUUUCCAAUCUA
Molecule: messenger RNA, 3152 nt
Organism: Nilaparvata lugens (brown planthopper)
Lineage: Eukaryota; Metazoa; Arthropoda; Insecta; Hemiptera; Delphacidae
Exons: 4
Coding region: 559-1134 (191 amino acids)
Source: RefSeq, a predicted model, not a curated record